Molecule: messenger RNA, 1074 nt
Organism: Eutrema salsugineum
Lineage: Eukaryota; Viridiplantae; Streptophyta; Magnoliopsida; Brassicales; Brassicaceae
Product: F-box protein KIB4-like
Molecular function (GO): protein binding
Source: RefSeq, a predicted model, not a curated record
AUGAUCGAGUCCAAGGAAAAGACAUGCAGCGAUGCAAAGCAGCCGAUACUUGUCCAUGACGUGAUUAGAUCGAUCUUGGAACGUUUGAGCUUUGUUGAUUUUCAUCGAGCCAGAUGCGUCUCUUCUGCAUGGUAUUCCGCUUCGAAAUCAUGCAUGGGAGUAACAAACCCUAAAACUCCAUGGAUCAUCCUUUUUCCGGACGGUAAUUCAUGUAAGCUGUACGAUCCUCUUGACCAUAAGUCUUACACGAUAAAAGAUGAUCAUCUCGGGUUUGAUUUCGCUACGAGUCGUUGUUUGGCUAGUUCAGGAAGCUGGUUCCUGAUGUUGGUCCAUAGAUCCGAUUUUUAUCUUGUGAAUCUGUUUACUCGUGAGAGGCUUCCUCUUCCGUCUAUGGAAUCAUUCGAGGACGUUAGAGUAGGCAGUGCCGUUUUGUGGGUUGAUGAAACAAGUAGAGAUUACUUAGUCGUGUGGAGUUCUGCUAGCUCGUUUGCAUAUUACAAGAAAGGAGAUAAUAAUCAAGAAACCUGGAAAUUGCUCAAUCCUUUUAAGAAUCAUGAAGUUGGCUGCGUCGAUAUGGUGUUUAAACAAGGUAAGCUUUACGUGCUUGGUACCACUCGAAACGUCACUGUUGUUGAUUUCUCCGGCAGUGAUUCUCCAAUGGAAUGUGCAAGUUUGCCACCUACGCGUAAUUUCCUUCAUAGACCGCAUCUCAACAAUAUUGCUGUGACUUUGUCUGGAGAAAUUUUGAUCAUUGCAAGCGUGGAACUAUCUCCCGGGAGACGCAUCUUCAACGUCUUCAAGUUGGAUCCGAAAUCAUCAGCAUGGAUAUCUACCAACUCUAUAGGGGACCAAGUAUUGCUUUUGGAUCUAGGGAUAACGGUUGCAGCCAAAGAUGGAGUUAUGAGAAAUUGCAUAUAUUUUAGUCUAUGCAAAGAUGAUAACCGUUUAUGCGUCUACCAUAUCAAUACCGGCAAGGUUAUCCAAGUGUUUGAUCAUCUAACUGCUUCCUCGCCAAUACAUUUUAAGGAUGCUCGUUGGUUUUUCCCCACUUUUGGUGGAAGAUGGUUGCAUUAA